Messenger RNA from Indicator indicator, 2106 nucleotides. RefSeq names its product diphthamine biosynthesis 6 (gene DPH6). Gene Ontology annotation, biological process: protein histidyl modification to diphthamide. The coding region runs from base 1 to 2106 and encodes 701 amino acids. NCBI's taxonomy places the organism in Eukaryota, Metazoa, Chordata, Aves, Piciformes, Indicatoridae. The record is from RefSeq and is a predicted model, not a curated record. Gene Ontology annotation, molecular function: diphthine-ammonia ligase activity. The transcript is spliced from 15 exons.
AUGAGAGUAGUGGCUUUGAUCAGUGGUGGGAAGGACAGCUGCUAUAAUAUGAUGCAGUGUGUUGCUGCUGGGCAUCAGAUCGUUGCUCUAGCUAAUUUAAGACCUGCUGAAAACACAGGGCAGACUGAUGAACUGGACAGCUAUAUGUAUCAGACAGUAGGACACCAUGCCAUCGACCUGUAUGCUGAGGCAUUGGAUUUGCCACUCUACCGUGGUUUCAUAAAGGGGAGAAGUGUCAAUACUGGAAGAGUGUACACCCCCUGUCAGGAAGAUGAGGUUGAAGACCUUUACCACCUCAUGAAACUUGUCAAGGACAAAGAAGGAGUGGAGGGGGUAUCUGUGGGAGCCAUUCUUUCUGACUACCAGAGAGUUCGAGUUGAAGAUGUAUGCAGAAGGCUGAACCUUCAGCCUUUAGCUUACCUUUGGCGUCGGAACCAGGAAAUCCUACUUAAAGAAAUGAUCUCAUCUAACAUUCAAGCCAUAAUCAUUAAAGUGGCAGCUUUUGGUUUAGAUCCAGAUAAACACCUAGGAAAAACUCUGAAUGAAAUGGAACCUUACCUUUUGAAGCUUUCUGAGAAAUAUGGAGUCCAUGCUUGUGGAGAAGGUGGAGAAUACGAAACAUUCACGCUGGACUGCCCUCUGUUCAAGAAGAAAAUAGUUGUGGAUUCAGACAAGGUGGUUGUGCAUUCGGCUGAUGCAUUUGCACCUGUGGCCUACCUUCAAUUUUUAAAGUUACAUCUGGAGAACAAACAGGAAGAAACCUCAGGUGCAUUUAUGGUCAGAAGGUGUUCUUGUGAGCUGAGCUGCAAUGAGGAUGAUAUUCUCCCUUUAUCAGAAGAGGAUGAACCACAGGAAGACACUCCAGUCAUCUGGAAGUCUUUGAAACAGAAUCCUUUGGAUUUUAAUAAGAAGUUAGGAAGGUCAGGAAAAUCCCUGAGUGGUUACCAGUGGUUUUCAGGUAUCACUGCCUACUUUCUUCCAUCAAAAGGCAAAAGUGCUCAAGAGGCAGCAAGGGAGGCAUUUUCUUCUCUCCAAGCUAAUCUGACUUCAGAGGGAUUGGAACUGAAGGAUAUCGUUUUGGUUCAUCUGUAUGUGAAGAGCAUGAAAGAUUUCAAUGUUAUAAAUUCAAUUUAUGUGGCAGAAUUUGAUUUGUGUCCACCAGCAAGAGUAUGUGUGGAAACUGUGCUACCUGAUGGAGUACUGUUCUGUAUCGACUGCCUUACAAACAAGUGUGACCUUGCAAGAGAUGAUGUGUGUGAUGGUGGUGAAAAGCUGGUCAUGCAUGUGCAGAGCAUCUCCCACUGGGCACCUGCUAGCAUAGGACCUUACAGUCAGUCCAUCAAGGUUGGAGAUGUUCUCUACUGUGCUGGACAGAUUGCUCUAGUCCCUUGCACGAUGCAGCUGGUUAGCGGUGGCAUAGGGCCUGAGGCCAUGAUGUCCCUCCGGCAUGUUGAGAGAGUUCUUCAAGCUAUGAGCCAGAAGGUUGCUCUCCACCACGUCAUCACAGCCACCUGCUACCUUACUGACAGCAAGCACAUUCCUACUGCUCGCUCUGCAUGGCAGAAGAGAUUAAGAGAACAUGCAAAGGCUGCUGAUUCAGAGCUGUGCCAGGACGUAGCUGCAGCUGGACUGCUUGCUGUGGUGGUAGUCCCUCAGCUCCCCAGAGCUGCUGCCAUUGAAUGGCACGUCAUCGCAGCAGCCGAUCAGCCUCUCCAAAGAAAGCACUAUGCCACAAAGGUGUUGUCAGGGGCCUUCCAAAUCGAGUGUGAGUCCGUGGAGUCCAGUUCUGCAUCUUGUGCAGCAGUCUCUGUACAACUCAGCUUAAUUUCACCCUCCACUUCUCAGCCUGAUUUAGAUGGAAUUCUUCAUGACUUAGUUGCUGUCUUUCGACAAGCUGUUGAGAAACUUUCGGGAGACUGCGGUGCAAGUCCCUUGUCUCUUAGAGCUUUCUUCAAGGAGGGUGUCUUUGAUGCUGAAGCACUACAGACAGGACUGCAAGAACACCUUGACAAAUAUUUGGGCAAGAAGACUCCGGCUCUGAUUUUAGUGCCUGUGGUAGAUUUACCAGGCAAGGAAGUUAUUCAUAUAGCCUGCUGGCUAAGCUAG